This is a messenger RNA of Eruca vesicaria subsp. sativa (arugula), 435 nucleotides long. The record is from the annotation of a GenBank genome assembly. Lineage: Eukaryota; Viridiplantae; Streptophyta; Magnoliopsida; Brassicales; Brassicaceae.
AUGAUCCCUUCGUUCCCAUCUCCGCGCAGAGCUACCUAUGUCUCCAUGGGAUGUGGGAUCUAUGUACUUGGAGGAAUGAUAGACCCCAUGACGACAUCAUCGGGUGUCUCCUUCCUGGAUUGUCGGACUCACACGUGGAGCCAGCUCCCCUCCAUGAGAUUUGCUCGCCGUGAAGCCAAGGCAGGUGUCUUAGACGGUAAGAUAUACGUCAUGGGAGGCUGCGUUGGUGCAGACUGGGGCGACGACAAUCCAGAGGUUUUUGAUCCAAAGACGCAAACUUGGAGCAGUGUGUGUAUACCUGAUCCUCCGGUGAUGAACAAGGAGGUUUGCAAGGUGGUUGGGCCGGAUAAGGAUUAUUAUUCCUUCAAAUUUUGGAGUGAAGAAGAAAGUAAUGUCGAUGGCAUUACUGAUACCUCAAGCAUCAAAUCGACUUAG